AUUAUCAAUGUCAAGACAUUAAAAUUUUUAAUAGAGCAAUUAAAAUGGUUUUAUGGCCAACAACAUUUAACAACCCUUGCCGUAAUAUAGUUUUUUACAAUAAUAGAGUAAAUCAACCUUCUUAUAGACAAAAUUUUAUCUAAUGUAGAGGUCAAACAUAAGAGAAAAAAACAUCCGAAUAGCCUGUUAAGUAAAUGAGUCAACCUCAAUCUAAUUUGACAGAGACUAAGCCAAGUCCAAUAAUAAAAAUAGCUGAAAAAUCAUAAAUAACUACACCUAAUAAUUUUGGAAAGAAAAAAAAUCAUCUAUAGUUAUAAAAAGUUGUAACAAGAAUGGAAAAAAAUAAUGAUGAUAGUACAUUUAAUAAGAUUGAUAAUCAUUAAAAAAUAAUCUAGAAAAUACAAUCCAAUAGAUAUUAUAUUGAUGAUAUAAUUACAGCAUUUUAGGAUGAAACAUUCAAUUUUUCAAAGUUAUUUCGGGAUAAUUUUGCAAAUUCCUUUAAUUUUAUACCCACUUUAAAAUAGGUGUAAUUUUAAUAAGUUGAAGAUAAGGAAAUAUAAGAAAAAAAAAUAAAAUUAGAACCUUACCCUUAAAAUUUAAAAUGUAUAGAAUUUUAAAGAUUAAUUUAGUUAAGAAGACAGUUAUUUUUGAUCUAGAUGAAACAUUGGUUCAUUGUAAUGAAGAAGAGACUAUGUCUUCUUAAAUUGUAUUACCUAUUACAUUUCCAACUGGAGAAAAAGUUAAUGCUGGUAUCAAUAUACGACCAUUUGCUUAGAAAAUGAUAAAAUUAUUAAGUGAUGUUUGUGAAGUGAUGAUUUUUACAGCUUCUCAUGAAUGUUAUGCUAAUGAAGUAUCAUUUUCUAUUAAAUUAGGUUAUCAAUUAUUUGGAUUCAGAAAAAAGAGUAAAAAGGAGAAUUUUUAGAGAUAGUUGUGUGACUGAUGAGAAUUCACAUUAUUAUAUUAAGAAUUUAGAAGUAAUUGAUCGAGAUUAGAAAGAUAUAGUAAUAGUGGAUAAUGCAUCAUAUAGUUUUGUGUAAUCUUUAAUUAAUUUUAGUCAUCAUCUAGAUAAUGGUAUACCUAUCAUAUCCUUUUAUGAUGAUAAAUUAGAUAAUUAAUUAAUUAAAUUAUAUAGGUUUUUAAUAAAUAAGGUCUUACCUUAAGAUGAUGUUAGACCGUUUUUAAAAGAAUAUUUCAAAUUAGAUUAAAUUGAUCAAUUCUAAACAAUAAUUGAAGCAGUUGAAAAGAUGUAUUGUAUCGAAUGA
Molecule: messenger RNA, 1262 nt
Organism: Paramecium primaurelia
Lineage: Eukaryota; Ciliophora; Oligohymenophorea; Peniculida; Parameciidae
Source: the annotation of a GenBank genome assembly